This is a messenger RNA of Musa acuminata AAA Group (dessert banana), 706 nucleotides long. RefSeq lists its product as uncharacterized. The transcript is spliced from 2 exons. Gene Ontology annotation, cellular component: nucleus. The record is from RefSeq and is a predicted model, not a curated record. Lineage: Eukaryota; Viridiplantae; Streptophyta; Magnoliopsida; Zingiberales; Musaceae. The coding region runs from base 82 to 504 and encodes 140 amino acids.
UGCGUUUUUCGUACCCCCUUUCGUUCCUUUCGUCCACGCCUAAACUAAACCCUCGCUUCCGCUGCAACCGGAGCUCCGACCAUGGCGGCGUCGAUCACCUUCCCUAUGGCAUUCUUCUCCAGCGACCGCGUUUGGGCCGUCUCGCUCCCUCGUCGGGCCGUGCACCUUCCCGGCUGCUUGCCGCCAAGGAGGUGGUUGGCCGCCGCGGCGUCGCGCGUUGCCGCGGAGGCGGCGCCGGAUGCGUCGGGGAAGCGGCGACCGAGGGGAAUUACCAAGUCCAGGCCAGUGUCGCCCGAACUCCAGGCAGUGGUGGGCGAGGCGGAGAUCCCGCGGACCCAAGCCCUCAAAAAGAUAUGGGCUUAUAUCAAGGAGAAUAACCUCCAGGAUCCAGACAACAAGAGGAUAAUAGUGUGUGACGAGAAACUAAAGAAGAUAUUUGGCGGAAGAGAUCGUGUUGGUUUCUUGGAGAUCUCAGGGCUGCUAAAUCCUCAUUUUGGGAAGUGAAAAUGUUCUGUUGUGUCCUUGGAUAUCUCCAGCUUUACCUUUAUAAGCUGAAAACAUGACAAAUAUUAGGCUGUAUUGCUCUUCAUUAGCUUCCUGCUCGGUAUAGAAAAAGAUGGCUCAAUGUUUUGCUUUCUGCAUAUUUGUAGACAAAAACUUAUAGUGGUUGAGCUGUUUGGUCCGCACCUUUUUGACCAAUUUCUUA